This is a messenger RNA of Suillus subalutaceus, 1650 nucleotides long. RefSeq names its product permease for cytosine/purines, uracil, thiamine, allantoin-domain-containing protein. The coding region runs from base 1 to 1650 and encodes 549 amino acids. Gene Ontology annotation, cellular component: plasma membrane. The record is from RefSeq and is a predicted model, not a curated record. The transcript is spliced from 22 exons. Gene Ontology annotation, biological process: nucleobase transport; transmembrane transport. NCBI's taxonomy places the organism in Eukaryota, Fungi, Basidiomycota, Agaricomycetes, Boletales, Suillaceae. Gene Ontology annotation, molecular function: nucleobase transmembrane transporter activity.
AUGACCAACUCAGAGGAUGCAGGUUUGCAUCAGUCUCGAUGGCGCAAGUUCCUCCAGUACAUUGAGGUACCCACCGAUCCUGGAGUGCCCAACACACCAUGGGUCAACCGAGACCUCAUCCCCAUGCCCAAAGAGCGCCGCACGUAUAAGAUAUGGUCCUACUUCAUCUACUGGUGCAUCUCUGGUUUCUGCACUGCAGGGUAUACCACGGGCAGCACAUUACUCGCGUACGGCCUAGAUGCGCGGCAGGCUAUCGUGUCCCUCGUCAUCGGAGGUCUGCUUCUUGGAGUGCUUUGUGUCGCCUGCGGGUGGAUGGGAGAGAGACACCACAUAGGCUUUACUGUAGCGUGCAGGUUCAGCUGGGGCGUGCGAGGCGCCUAUUUUCCUGUUAUCUUUCGUGCUUUUGUGAUCAUCUUCUGGGACGGCCUCCAGGCCUACUGGGGUGGACAAGCUGUUGCGGUAACGAUCGGCGCUAUAAUUCCUGGAUUUGCCCACAUGAAACAGACGUUAGCGGGAGGAACCUUGUUUACCAAGGACUUCAUAGGCAUGAUCAUUUACUACGUGAUCUUCAUCGCAAUCAUGCGCAUCCCCCCUGAGCGGCUCCAGAGGCCAUUCAUCGUCUCGUCUGUCAUGUUUUGCGGCACCCUGAUCGGACUUCUUGCUUGGGCGGUCUCGAACACGCAUUCUGGUGGUCCAUUGUUUCGGGAGCAAGCCAGUCCCGUUCACGGUGGAACAGGAUGGGCCAUGUUAUUCGGUAUCACCGCGAUUCUCGGCGCAUGGUGCGAGACUGUCCUUUCACCGCUUGCACGCGCAUCUAAUAUAUGCAAUGGCUAUGAUAAAAAGGAGUGGUGCGACCAUGCGCCCACGCUAUCUCAGCUCAUCGCCGCGCCAUUUUGCAUCAUUGUGUGUGCCACGAUCGGCAUUAUUGUCACGUCAUGCGCCCAAGAAAUUGUAGGGAGCCUGAUUUGGGAGCCUUUCCUGCUUCUCGCAACUCUGCAAGAUUACUAUAAUGACUCCCCAAGAGUUCGUGUUGCGAUUUUCUUUGCCGGACUCGGCUGUGCAUGUGCCCAGGUCGGCAUUAACAUCGUUUUCAACUCUGUGAGCGCCGGAAUGGAUCUUUCCGGUGUCGUACCACGCUAUAUCAACAUCAGGAGGGGCGCUUACCUGCUUACCUUUCUGGGGUUGGCUUCGAACCCUUGGCAAUACCUGUCUAAGGCUUCAACUUUCCUGACCGUGAUAUCUGGCUUCGGAAUAUUCUUUGCUCCCUUUUCUGGGAUUCUUCUCGCCGACUACUUCGUAGUAAGGAGAUGCGUGAUCAAGCUCGAGGACUGCUACAUCGGCGACAAACGCUCCAUCUACUGGUACCGCAAUGGCGUCCACUGGCGUGCCCCACUCGCCUGGGUGCUUGGGGUCUUCCCAACCGUGCCUGGGCUAAUCAUGACAACCCUUGACGCGACUGCGUGGAAUGUGUGGGUGCGCAUUUUCCAUAUUGCGUUCUUCGUCGGUCUUUUGAUAUCAUUCGUCACGUUCUCGGUGAUUUGUUGGGUCUCACCCCCGGGAAAUGUGGGUGUUGGAGUGUCGUAUCAUGAAGAAAGUAGUUUUGAAGAGGAAGGCGACCCGGAGACCGAGGAGAAGAAGGAACUAGUUUAG